Molecule: messenger RNA, 600 nt
Organism: Alternaria triticimaculans
Lineage: Eukaryota; Fungi; Ascomycota; Dothideomycetes; Pleosporales; Pleosporaceae
Exons: 2
Coding region: 1-600 (199 amino acids)
Source: RefSeq, a predicted model, not a curated record
AUGUCUUCAGCGUCCAUGGGGAAGGAAGUGGUUUUCGCUCAAGAGCUAGAGAGACGCAAGCGUGCGCGGCUCGAUAAGAUCACCGAGCUCAACGCUAUUCAGUCUCCACUCCUUCGUCUACCCGCCGAGAUCAGAGACAUGAUCUAUGUCUAUGUCUUCCAUGAUGCGGUCUUCAAGCUUGAGAAGACUCCCAAGCUUGACAUUGGAGAGUGGCUUCUCAGCGGAGGUGUUAGACCUGCAUCCAACGUUACCGAUCUGCAUACCCAAAAGUACCCCGGAAUGGCAUUGCUGCUAGCCUCUCGUCAAACCCACCACGAAGCCGCCCUACAUCCUUAUAAGCUCGCAAUAUUCGAUUUUGGUGUCUCUAUCACCUCCGCCUAUCGUAAAGUCGGUCCCAAGGAGAUGGUAAUGAAGUCCUUUUUGAAGGAUAGAACGAUGGCGCAGGCUGAGAUUCUUGGCAGGAUGCAGGUCUGUAUGGGUGGAGGACUAUUGGAUAUCCAGAUCCAGAAAGCACGAGGGAACCAGAAGAUGGAGGGCAUGUGGACAGGAGAUGCGGCGUACUGGGCUGCAGAGUUGGGCUGCCAGGAGUACUUCUCUUAG